Molecule: messenger RNA, 5899 nt
Organism: Micropterus dolomieu (smallmouth bass)
Lineage: Eukaryota; Metazoa; Chordata; Actinopteri; Centrarchiformes; Centrarchidae
Gene: ccdc9
Product: coiled-coil domain containing 9
Exons: 17
Coding region: 192-2531 (779 amino acids)
Source: RefSeq, a predicted model, not a curated record
GGGGGUUCAUUAUUUGGCAGGAUGUAAGCCGCUGCUAACAGGAAGCCGAAUAACGAGGACUCAUUGAGGUGCAGGAAUUGGCAAAGAGCAACGAUUCCAAACAUUGCUCUGUACCCUCGUUACAAAUCCUCCACGAUACAGGAGGAACAAGCAGUCAGCCACCGGUGUAUGAACUCAAGUCAGAGGCAGCUAUGUCUUCAGCGGUGGACCUCAAGACCAAGGAGGAGAAGGAUGCGGAGUUGGACAGACGAAUCGAAGCUUUGAGGAAGAAAAAUGAAGCUCUGGUCAAGAGGUACCAGGAAAUAGAGGAAGACAAGAAGAAGGCGGAGCAGGAGGGCAUUGCUGUGACGACCCCUCGCAAGCCCCGCCCCCAUGAGCCGGAGACGGACAGAAGGAAGACGGAGAAAGAAAACUUAACCGUCACGGUAGAAAUUUCCAAACAGACGGGGGAGAAGAGAGUUGUGAAUGAAUGGAAAACUGGAGCGCCUCGCGGUCGGAAGACGUCAGAGGAGAGUGAAGGCCAUGGAGGGCAGAGCGACGGCCACAGGGGGCAGAGCGACGGCCACAGCCCCCCCAGGAGGACUGGGUCGGGGCGAAUGGGUCGAGGAGGUCAGAGAGGAGGAGGAGGAGGAGGAAGCCGCCAGGAGAGGAGAGAAUGGGAACCUAGAACACCCAGAGAUGGAGAACCUGGGGAGUCAGGAGGACAGGGACGCAGAGGAGGAAGGAGAGGAAGAGGAGGAAGAGGAGGAGGAGGAGGAGGAGGAGGAGAAGGAAUGGGGACACCAGGUGGCAUGGACAAGAAAUCCAAGGAAUGGGAGGAGAAGAGGCGGCAGAACAUUGAGAAGAUGAAUGAAGAAAUGGAGAGAAUAGCAGCAUAUGAGAGAGGACAGCAGCCGGAUGCAGACAAGCCGAGCCGUAACUUCCUGGACGACCCGAGACGUUCAGGACCGGCGCCAGACAUAGACCGCAAGGAGGGCAGCAGGAGACAUGUACGAAACUGGGGAGGACUGGACUUUGACAACGUGAAGACAGGAGCCGAACUGGAGAAAGAGUGGACCAGUCGAAGGCCUGGUCCGAAAGGGUCUGUAGACAUGACCAUGUCAAUGACCGGCCGGGAGAGAGCAGAGUACCUGCGCUGGAAGAAGGAGCGUGAGCAGAUUGACGAGGAGCGACUGGCACGCCAUCGUAACGCCACAGGCCAGUGGAGACGAGAGUGGGACGCACAGAAGAAUGAGAACAUGUUCAAGGAGGACCCAUAUGCAGCUGCAGAGGGCAUCGCACCCGAGCAGGGCAGCAGGAGAGCCCGGGGGCGUAACUCUUGUACAGAGCCUCGGGGCCGGGCCUCAGACGACAGUAAACGCCCUCCUAAAGUGCCGACAUUUGGCGACUUCUUGUCCCAGGGCACUACGCAGGGGCCACGAGGGGACCGGGGCAGAGGGAGGGGCCGAGGACAGAAACCAAGCUACAGCAUGCAUGACAACCGCUGGGAAGGAGACAAAGAAGAAGAGGACAAGGAAAAGGAGGACAAGACGAAGCGAGAGGAGAAGACUAAACCCGAGGAGAAGACUAAACCCAAGGAGAAGGAGGAAGAACAAUCCAAACCUCCCACGGCGCAGAAGGUGGAGAAGGACGGAGAUGGAGAGGAUGACGACGAGGAAUGGGAAGAUGCAAGCGAUGGAGAAGACGACGAAGAAGUGGAGGAAGGGAGCGACUCAGAACACGACUCCAGGGGUGAUGAGAAGAAAGACAAGGGGAAAGAGAAACCAGUCACGAGCAAAUACAACUCGCCGACAUCUCGUGCACCUCGUUCUCGGUCGACAUCAGCAGGAAGCCCCAAAGAACAGCGCCCCCCCAGACCAAAGGUCCACAUCCCCCCGCCGGAAGCAGUUCAGGAGUCACCAGAGGGAGGCAAGCCCCUCAGCCCCUUCCUGUCGUUGGAGGGCCACAAGCCUGUAACAGACUGGGCGGAAGAGAUGGAGAUGCUGUCGCCCCGGAGCAGCAUGGGAGGCGAGAGCCCACUGAAACCCGCCAGCGUGGAGGCCAGCCCGCCCCAGAAGAAGGAGGAGGAGCAGCAGGAGGAGCAGCAGCAGCAGGAGGAGAUGCAGAGCCAAGCCACCAGCUCCGCUGAACCUCCUGAGCCACUGAAAGGGGAGGAUACAGCUGUAGAUGUUGCCUCUCCUUCAGAAAAGACUAAAGCCCAGCAGACUGUGAUAGUGUCAGAACAAGAGUCCGUCCCCGCAGACUCCCCUGCUGCACCGCCAUCUGACCCUGCCCCGUCUGAGGUUCCUCAGCCCUCCCCCUCUGAUUUUUCUGUCCCAGCCCUUUCUGAGAUUUCUGUCCCCGUCCCCGUUACAAUGGACCAAGAUACACCUGCUGCUCCAUCACAAGCAGACAAACUGGACACCCCUCCCUCUCCAGCCGUCCUGGAGGAACCAGCAGGAGGGAACGAUGACGACUCGUCGCCCGCUGGGACCGAAGCUGCCCCGCCAGCAGAAACAGUGGAGUCCUCGGAGCAAACGUCCUCAGGCUGAAGCUGCUGGGAACAAACAGACUCACUUCUGAGGAGGUCAGAAAGAUGAGAUAGACGAAGAGCAUCACACUACUCGUCGCUGGAAUGACCAUCACACAUCGAAAUAAAACGAGAGGAAAAAAAUUACAUCAUCAAGUAGGAGGAGGAACUGUGUAUCGCUGCCAUGGACCAGCGUUUUUUUUCAGCGCUCUCUCUGAGCUGUUGUUUUUUUUUUUUGUUUUUUUUUUAAAAUCUUUUUGAUCAGUCGGUCUGAUCACCUCUGGUCCGCUGCCAUGUUUUGUGCCACGCUGUUAAGUUUUAAGAUAUGAAGAGGAAAAGUCAUUCACUGCAAAAUCUUUUGCCCAUUGGCGACACCCCUAAACCGAACAGAUACCUGCUGAGCCCGGCCAGUCCAAAGUGGGUUUGCAAGGCCAAGAACUACGUAGAAAUGAAUCUCCACACCAGCUGGCCGAUAUCACUUUAUAAAAAGCUUUUUAUAAAGUGAUAUUUCCUGUCUGAUUGUUGUUUUAAAAACAUAUUGCUCGGCCGUCUCAGGUACAGAACAGACGUGGACAAUUUCCGCGUCGGAUUUGGCCGGAAAAUAAUUACUACUUCAUGGAUUGAACAGAUUUAAUUUUGUCUGUCAACAUGACCGGCGUGUUAGCUGGUUAACCGUCACAUGUGGGGCCCUAACCAACCUGCUGUCUUGUUGUAAACACAUCUGACUCGUGCCCUGGCUAACAUAUUUUUCUAGAAGCCUGCAUUUAUAGCUGCCACAAGGUAUAUGUUAAAAGUCAAAAAUCAUGAAAUGCAGAAGAAGCAGAGAAAUCACAUUUUUUAACUCCUUCCACCUGCUUUCCUGUUGAAACACGAGUCAAGCCAUCAAUACUUGUGACUGAGCUCUGACUGUCCAGCGACAUUUUAGUGUUCUGCUGAUUUAGCUUUAGCCUCCUAAAACAUCGCAGAACUCAUGAAUUUAACAAAGAAAGGAUCAAACUCGAUGCAGCUCAACCAGAUAUGUCAUCUUGUUGUAUUCUUCUUCCUUAUCAAAACAGGUGCCUCCAUUACCCACAAUGCAGUUUGCCAACAUUUGGGUUGGAGGUUUGGGUGUGUUAUGCUAGUAGCCGCUGUAGCAGCCUUUAGCCUGCAGCAGAGAAGUGUAGCAGGGGACAGUAGUCUGCUGAGCUCACUUCUUUCACACCUCCCAUCAUUUUUCUUUUUCAAACUUCUAGUCUUCAGAUCCAACUGACUCUGACUCAAGUGACAUCACUUGAGGACAUUUAUCAAACAUCGCACGGCUCCAUCUUGGGUUCCCCUUUUAAAAAUGCUGGAUUAACCUUCCCUCGCUAAACAAUCUUACUAUGGACUCCGUCUUUGUACUCGUCAAGUGUUAUCCAAACAUGAUUUGCACACGGUGUUUUCUAAACUGGACUUGUCACGGCAAAAGUUGCUCUCAGCUCUGUGUUGUAACUUUUAAGCUUGAGUGCUGAACUUUUCACAUAUAAACGAACAUUAAGCCCUCGCCAACUGAGUUCACAUGGUGCUGAUUUAAACUUAUCGUCGCCAGGUAAAUCUCUGUAUUCGCAGUAUGCUAAAUCGGAGGCAUACGUCGUUAGCAUGCGUCAUUAGUGUUGGUGUAAUUACUCUCACUGCCAAUAGGGGGAGACACUGCAGGUUUAAAACCUCUGUUUUGAGGGGUGUCCAUCUUGUGAUUUUACUAUUGUGCUGAUCUUAGCUCUAUCAGUCUCUAUAAUGUAGACUUGGGACUAAAGCCUGUCCUGCUCUUUGGUUUUAUUUUGUUGGCUUUAAUUAUUUGUUUUGUUAGAUUGUGCGUGGAAAUUCAUUUUUCUUCAUAUCAGAACCAACUGACAAUUUUGUUUUUGUCAUGAGAGAGAAUACUUCUGUUGACACACUAAAGCUGUUUUCAAGAAUGAGACACCUUUAGCCUGACUGUUUUCAUGAGCUUCUCUGCAGGUAGAUCACAAUGUUUUAAGUGUAAUUGUGUAUUUUACGUCGGAGCCGGGUGUGUGUGUGUGUGUGUGUGUGUGUGUGUGUGUGUGUGUGCGCGCGCUGUGUCUCCUGUGAUCAUGUGGGUCAGAUGUGAAUCGGAGUGAGCGACUUUGUCAACACACAUUCAGUCAUUUGGCUGAUGCAGUCACCUAAAUUUACUUCUGGUAUCAGGUGUCUUGCUUUAGGUCACCCUUACAGAAUACCAUGUGACCUCUUCACACCUCCUCCUCAUCUUAAAUCUAUCAAAAUACCAAUUAAGUACUUGGAGCACUCGGUCCGUUUGCCGUUUUUAAUGAUGUAAUCACUUGUCAUAAUCAGAAAACAUUCGAUAUUUUCAGAGACUGUGCCGUCAUUUUGUGAUUCUCAUUGGUUGUGAAUCAUCCGUUCUACAGAGAAAUCUCUUACGUCCGUCUGAUAAGAGUUCCUCCUCACCCUUUAGAUGACACACUGCCUCUUUGAAUGGGAAGUUUGUUUUUAAAAUCAACAGGUCUGAUUCCAAAAUGGCUCAAAGAUAUUAGUGUUAUUGGUUUUUAUGUUAAUAAACAGAAGUGUUUUGGGGAUGUAAUUUUCUUUUAUUUCAAAAAUUCACACUUAAAGUAUCUAAAGUGUGGAAACAUGAAUUACUACUUGAGUAAUGAACUUUGGGCUGUAUUUUUAUUUUAUUUUUUUUUAAAUGAACAGUUUGUUUUGGAAUGAAACCCUUCACUCAUACCUCAGCAGACCAAGGGCUUUAGUUUGGUUUGUUUGUGCUUUGUUUCCUGCAAACGCCUCAGCCUUUGAAUCGUGUUAGUUGUAGCGGCUCGCCUGUGGCGUUUGAAGACACGGGGAUAAAUGGGAUGCUUUAAUGUUUUUGUUUUCUAUAUCAGAGGAAUACAAAUUAUGCAUUUGAGUUGAAAGGAACUGCAAUAUGUACAGUUUUUAAAUGGAAAAAACAUUCCACAGAUGUGGUGUUAGUGCACAAUGUAGCCUGUGAGCUAUUAAAAAAUAUUUUUGUUUGUUUUUCUUUGCAUAUGGAUGUUUUUUUUUCUGAUCUUCGAUGACUGAUUGUAUUUACAGCAGUAGAUAUUUCAAUGUACAUCCAUUUCUACAAUGUCUUCCUGUUUUAUACAUGAAAUCGCUCUGAGAACUAACAAGGCCUAUUUGUUUUUUUUUGGGACUUGUGUACAGCUGUUUUCAUGAAAUUAUCCUAGCAUGAAUCUGAAAUUGUUGCUUUUUAAUGUCAAAGCCACUGAUGAAAUAAAUGUCCCCAUCAGCUCACACAUCAAGAGAGGAAUAAGAGCCCUGAUGUUUGUACAGCUUUCCAAAAUGAGCACCCACAUGAAAUGUAAAGCGCAAUUUUUUUUGUUUUUCCUCAUUUAGCCAAUAAAUGUAUUCCUCUGA